Molecule: messenger RNA, 1021 nt
Organism: Panicum hallii
Lineage: Eukaryota; Viridiplantae; Streptophyta; Magnoliopsida; Poales; Poaceae
Exons: 5
Coding region: 67-813 (248 amino acids)
Source: RefSeq, a predicted model, not a curated record
CGCAGGGCUCCGUUCUUCGCCGCAAGCCAGCAACCGUCCUCAGGCCAUCUUGGCCGCCGAUUUUGGAUGGGGAGGCCGGCGCCCAGCGGCGGGGGGCCACGGGUUCCAGUUCGUUCUCGCUGUCCCAGCGCCUCUCAUCCUCUGCCCUUUCCAAUUUCUCCGCACAAGAUGGCGCGGCCUCGGAGAAUUGUAGCCAUGGCCGUGGCUUGCUUCCACCUCCUACGAUCCCUGUUAGUCCGUCUUGGGCAACCAGUGCUGAACAAGCUGCCGAGUUAUUUGGGAGCUACAAAGACAGAGGACAUAUAUGCUUCCAAGGAUACAAGGAUGACACAGGUCAUGAUGGAGUACAUGGGGGACACAAGUCAGAUUUCGGGCACAAGUGAGCCAGCACCGACUGAUGACAAGCACGGUUGGUCAUUAGUCGCUGAUACAAAUGACGAACCAUCAGAUAGCCAGAUGAGCGAACAAUCUGAGCAUGCCAGGCGAGCGCAAGAACUUGAGGAGAAUAAUGCAAUACUGCGGCAGAAAAUAGUUGAGUUGCAACAGACACUAGAAGAAAGUAAUGCAUCUCUUGCACUCAAGAAAAAUGAGUACGUCAAAUUGAUCAGUAUAGUUCCGAAAUUCUUUAGCUAUUUCAAACCUCCUAAGAAAGCUUCAGAAGCUGCAGUUUCGUUUAUGAAGGCAGAGGGUAAUUUUGAUCAGCAAGUAGCUUGCAUGCAGGAUUUCUUAAACUGUUUUACCAUUGACCGGAAAUUUGGGAUCAAGUACCAGCGGCGCAAGAAGAAGAAUUUGGCUGAGCCCACAUCCAACUAAGAUAGCAAUCUAUUACUAUUCCUUAGUUUGUUUAGAUGCAUAUCUCCAUUUCCUAGUUAUCUCUAGUUUCCAAAGUUGUCUAGAUGGCACCUGUCAAGGUACCCUAGUUUUAUGUCUUAAGAAUUAAUCAUGAAUUAAUACCUUGGUCCCGUUUGGGAGGGCUUCCUUGAAAGGGCUUCACCGGUGAAGCCGAAUCUGGUGAAGCCAA